Messenger RNA from Cylindrotheca closterium, 909 nucleotides. Lineage: Eukaryota; Bacillariophyta; Bacillariophyceae; Bacillariales; Bacillariaceae. The record is from the annotation of a GenBank genome assembly.
AUGACGUUACCGACGGGGCCAUUGGGACUGAAUCCAAUUCAAUUCUCUAUUGGAACUUUCUCUCUUCUCCUCCUCUUUGUGCUGUAUCUUCUUUUUCCUCGAGCACUACGAAAGUCCUAUUUUGCAUCCUACCCCAGAAGGCAUGCUUGGUCUGCACGAAGUCGAAGAAGCCGUCGUGGUGGUGGAGGUUAUUCAGUGGCUGGUGAUGGAUCAAUUGCAGGAUCCACUGCAACAGGAGGAACAUUUGGAACUCGUGGACAACAAUCUCGUCACGGUGGAUUUGUCAGUGUGGCUGGAGGAUCUACAGUGGGAUCCUAUAGUAUUGCCACCAGACGUGGGUUUGAUGAAGAAGCAGCCUUCCGAAAUGGUCAACCAGUGGUCGACUUUCAACAGAAUGAAGAAAUUGUUAUUUCAGCAGCCAUGCAGCAAUUACGCGAUCCAGGUGUUUUGAUCGUUGCUCAUGGUUCCAGAGGCAAACCCAAGACUGUCCGACUGCAGCUCACGGAAUCCUCUGUCACAUGGAGAACCGAAACCAGAAAGAAGGGCCAAAAGGAUGGCAAACCCAAAAUGGGUAAGCUUCAUCAAGUUCCUCUAUCACAUAUCAUGUAUGUGGACGUUGGAAAACAGACUACAGCUCUACGAAGAGUGGAAAACGCUGCUGUGAGUGACACACUAUGCUUCUCUCUAUUGACCAAGGAAGGUUCUUUGGAUCUAGAGGCCAAUAGUCCUCGCGAGCGCGAUGCCCUCGUUUCUUGCUUUAGUCUUGUCUUGGACGAAGUCCAUGCACAAAAUUGGAGAGAUAUUUAUCGUGGACCUUCUAGCGAUAUGCCCAGUUCCUUUGAUGAAUUGGAUCAACAACAGCAGCAACAACAAAGUAUUGGCGGCGGACGCAUGCCAAGACAACCAUAG